Messenger RNA from Salarias fasciatus (jewelled blenny), 2833 nucleotides. It is a transcript of the gene rftn1a, whose product is annotated as raftlin, lipid raft linker 1a. Bases 1 to 2079 code for a protein of 692 amino acids. The transcript has 9 exons. Lineage: Eukaryota; Metazoa; Chordata; Actinopteri; Blenniiformes; Blenniidae. The record is from RefSeq and is a predicted model, not a curated record.
AUGGGGUGUAGACUCCCAAAGUUGCGAAAAUCAGAGGAGAGGCGUAGUCCAGGCAAUAUCUACUCCACCCUCCGGCGGCCUCAGGUGGAGACCAAAGUCGGGGUGGCCUACACCUACCACUUCCUGGACUUCCUGCUAGGGAAAGAAGAGGUGCCGGUGUCGUCGGUGCUUUGUCUGUCCUCGGUCAGAGAGCUGCCGGUUCAGGUCAGGGAGCUCUACACUCAGGGCUUUGUGCUGGUCGCCGUCCACCCCUUUGUUCACCCCUGCGGCCCUCGCCACGCACACAUUCAGCGACAGCUCCACAGGGCCGUGUUGGUCCGGGAAACACCAAGUUCAGAGAAAAGUCAGCUGAAAUGGUCGAGGAGCCGUUUGGAGACAGAUGUCUGCGUGACUGGUCAACAAGCCGCCGAUCCAGAAGCGAUCCAGAGUUACGUCAAGAGGGUCCAGGAUGUGGCGGAGCAAGGCGUGAUGUUUGUGGGCUUUCUCCAGCAGCCAGGUGGCGGGCCCUGCUACUUGGGGCACUGGGACCCCGAGGAGCUGUCGUCCUUGCAUUCGAGCCCCUCUCCCAUACAUCGACACCCCCUGAGCGCCAACGCCAGCCCAACAGACCCUCAAGAACCGCAGCAGAGUGAAGUGGAAGCUCAAGAGUCGGAUCACGGCGACGUUACGCGCAACACGUUUAACACUUUGGUGCCAAGAGAACCAGACUUCAGCCCCCUGAAACCCACUUCAGCGCACACUCCAGAAGAAUCUCACCAACAGAUCUUCACCUCACAGACUGCCGGUAAUGAAUCAAUGAACGCAUUUUAUAGUCAAGGCAAACCGGGUGGAGACAGAGUCAAGGAGCCAGCGGAGGCUCCUGGGAGCCGGGUGGGUCGGAGCACAGCUGAAUCUGCAGGAACAAUGAGGCACCUGGAGUGUGCUGGAACACGAGCCGAACAGCACUUCACAGGCUCCACGGAGAAGCAUUCCAGCCUUCCCAAUCAGAGGGAGAGACUCGGUUCAGGCACGGACAGCUGGCUCAGCUCUCCAGAACUGGAUCGCAACCAUUACAGAAGAUCCAACUGCGCCCGAGACUCGGCCACGACGCACAACAACAACCACAUCCGGCUAAAAUCAUCAGACGGGGAUAAGGGUGCAACCUCACCACAACAGGCUAGGAUGCAGCUGUUUGCGCUGUACAAUCACACGGAGGAGCUGAGCGACUCGCUGAGGUUCUACUCGCUCAGGGUGCCGCUGCGAGUGCAAAAGGAGGCCGAGCUCAUCACGGAGCUCGACGCCAACUGGCUGGACCACAUGACUCAGCAUUUCACCAACGGCGCACAGCUGAUCGACGGCUUCUUCCACCUGGGAGACUGUAACGACAAUGGGGUCUCAGCUGUCGAUAGCGUGUUCAUCCUCCAGAGCUCUGCAGAGGAGACCACAAACGCCUCCUACGACGCCAUUGUGGUGGAGCAGUGGACUGUUGUUGACGGUGUUGUAGUGAAGGCAGACUACAUCCCUCUGCUGCAGUCUUUAGCUCCGUAUGGAUGGAGGCUGAUGUGUGUGUUACCCACGCCGAUCGUCAAGACGAACAGUGAUGGAAGUUUGUCGACCAAGCAGAUCCUUUUCCUUCAGAGACCCAUUUUGCAGCGCAAGAGAAAAGACUUCAAGAUGCUGAACCUCAGGGGUCGCAGCAAGACAAAGAAGAACUCUGGCGGAGACUCGCUGGAGGAGAGGGAGAACAUGUCCCCUUUGAUAGAGACGGAGAUGGACAGGCUGAGAGGAAACACAACGGAGGAGGAGGAGGAGGAGGAAGAGGAAGAGGGGAGGGACAGAGGAAGAGCGAGCCUUCGGAAAGGUGGAGGCGAGAGGGGAGAGGAGGACGGUCGGCAUCAAAGGGGCUUCUUGCUCCCAUUAGAGAACCGGGCCUCUGUGGAGGAUCAGGAGGAGGAAACAGACAUUGACAUGGUCCCGCUGUCGAGGCUGGAGAAGUCGGUCAGAUGGACGGAUUUCUGUCAGGGAGACGACGGAGGGGUCAAGGAGGAGGCGAGGAUGGAGGAGCGGAUCAAACAGCAGCUGUUUUCCGGAGUCUGUUGACAAAUCUGGCAUGAAGGAGAGACACCUGACUUAGCCUGUCAAAAGGAAAGAAGUAUUUCAUACGUCCACUGUGUUUACGCUGCUGUCUGCUCCACUCAGAACGUUCACACCGAGUCUUUGAGGUCCUAACUCCUGGAAUCGGGGUGGAGGUGCUGUGCAGUGCUCUGCUUUGGCAACAUCCAGUCUAAUAGAGUGUACAGUGAUACAGUGCUCGUCUAAAAGCCUUAAGUAUUACUCUCUUGUAAUAGGACUGAGUGUUGAUUUCUUGUGGCUCACUGUAUUUUUAUAUGCAAAGAAUUUAAUUUAAAACCGAGGCACAAAAAAACCCUCAGUAUGUAGUAGACCAUCUGCCUGAUUCAUAAUGGGAGAGCGGCAAAGUGUUAAUGAUGUCAAACAUUUCAGAAAGUGUCUUGAUUUUAGUUUGGAGGGAGUUUAUUUUUUAAUUUGAAUGUGUUUUGUACAGUACAUACGAAACACAUUGUUUGAUCCGUUUUAUAAAGAUCAAAGUCAGUUUGGAAUUAUCAACAAACAUCUGUUUAAAUUCUUAAGUAUCUCUAAAACACACCGUGGGCGGGGCUGAAAACUGCACCGAGGCAUUUAUAUCUUAAGCUGCACUGUUCAAAACCUGGCCAAGUCACUAUUUUUGCUAUCGUUUCAUUGAACCGACGCCACAAAAUGUGUUGAAAUCACUUAAGUAGUACUUACUGUGUUGUGUAGUAGUGCAUCAUGUACCUGUCUUAAUAUAGAAGCAAGG